Molecule: messenger RNA, 481 nt
Organism: Diabrotica virgifera virgifera (western corn rootworm)
Lineage: Eukaryota; Metazoa; Arthropoda; Insecta; Coleoptera; Chrysomelidae
Exons: 3
Coding region: 45-362 (105 amino acids)
Source: RefSeq, a predicted model, not a curated record
UAUGUAAGAAAGUUUAGCGAAGAUUUUUUGGUGGCAUUUGUAAAAUGAAAUUGUCUUUUUCAUUUUGUUUUCAAGUAUUUGUAUUAUUAUUGGCUUUCAUCUGUUUAAUAGAUACUCAAAGCCAUCAGCCAAAAAUGAGUAGAAUGAUGAGGGUUGGUCGAGCUGCUGCUCCUCCGCCUAAUAGAGGAUACAAGAAGAUGAGGAUUUUUCCAAGAGUAGGACGAACAGUUCCUUUAAACGAAGACGAGAAAUUUUCAUUGCCUUGUACAUUAGCUGUUUUAAACUAUGAUAAGUCUGAGAAUAUGGAACCAGAAGAUGACUUGGAAGCUAUUGUUGGGCCACCAUACACAAACCCAGAAUAACUAAUUCUUUAACAAAUAAAAUCCGUCAUUUUGCAGAAUACUUGGUAAAUGUUUAUAAAUUUUGAAUCAUUUUCAAUAGUUUUCAACUGUUUUUGAAAAUAAAAUGUAUAUAAAAGUAA